Silurus meridionalis is the source of this 3359-nucleotide messenger RNA. RefSeq names its product glycerol-3-phosphate acyltransferase 2, mitochondrial (gene gpat2). Lineage: Eukaryota; Metazoa; Chordata; Actinopteri; Siluriformes; Siluridae. The record is from RefSeq and is a predicted model, not a curated record. Gene Ontology annotation, cellular component: mitochondrial membrane. The coding region runs from base 604 to 2979 and encodes 791 amino acids. The transcript has 24 exons.
UGCACACACUCUUUCAAAACAAAUAGUUUUGUUUUGUUUCUUGUAAUAAUUUUUUACAUUAUUGUAAACCAACCCGCUAUGAUUAAAGGUCCUGAGCUCGGAAUUCGCUCCGCACACCAGCGUAAACCGAACCCAUGUACCUGGAUUUUGUCGAUCGGAGGACUUUCGCUGUCUGGGUUGUACUUGUGUUGAUGCGCUAACUUUUAACUUUGUACGCCUUCCACCCCACAGCUGUUAGUCAGCCUACAUCUCAAUAAUACACACGAUGUACAUUUAUAGCUUGCUGGAGCUGGUGGUAUAUAAUAAUGGGCUUGCAUAAGCAGCGUGGUAUGUUUUUCUCUUUUGUGUGCGUCUUCGAUUGUUUCGAUUUCUGCACCGCUCCAGCUCAAUAAAAUUUAACUCAGACAUGCAGAAUGUCUCGUCAUAUCACCGAGGGCAUAGAAAGCACAACCUGCACAAGCCUUUUCUGUUCUGAACGCCUGAAAACAUCAGUCGCACUGGAGACUCCUUCCACGAAAAGAUCCUUCUAGAAGACACCAUCGUUAACAUCAGAGCUGCCAGGUUCAAUCCUCUCAUCUCACAGACGUCCGUGUCACGUGAAACAUGGCUGCACUGAGCGGAGACAAUUUCGGAGAAGGUUCUGCUCCUCAGAUUAAACGUCCGGCUUUAUCCUGGGGAGUGAAGAUCAGGAAGAAGCUGAAGGCUCCAUUUCUUGGCAAAUUCAGGCCGCUGGUGGGACAGUGCUGCCAUCAGUGCACCCCCGAGAGUGUGGGACGGAAACUGUUCCAGAACAUUCCGUGGCUCGGCUUCCAGAACCUUCUGUACAUAAAGGAGACGCACACCAGGUACAGAGGAUGGCUGGUAAGGAGAGUGUGUUGUGUGCUGUUUAUCUGCAGUCGUAAUGUCGACUCCGGGCCUGUAGGAGACAGACUGCUACGGAUCUGCAGCACAGACAGGGUGAAACAGGUUCUGACUCCACAGAGCAGUGUGAAAGAGUGUGGAGAAGAAGCCAGCAGGAUUCUGACCCUCACUGAGACAUUUCAGUCUGCAACCCUGAUUCGGUUGGUGGGCUGGUUCCUCUUGCGCUUCUUCUCCCUGAUGUUCUGCAGCGUUCAGGUGAACCUCAGCCAAAUGGCCGCUCUCCAUCGAGCCACAGAGCUGAACAUCCCGCUGGUCUACGUGUAUAUUCGUCAAGGUGCUGUUGAUCAGGCUUUGAUCUCUCUGACUCUGCUCUGUCACAACCUGAAACUUCCCUAUAGCAUCUAUCCAGCUCCAGUUCACAACAGCUGGCUGAGGGUCAUCUUGCAGAAACUGGGCGUCAUUUUUCUUCCUGAUCACGCAGCCACGGAGCAAGAGGCAGAAUCCCACAGCCUGUACUCUCCCGUCAUGACCUCGCUUGUUGGCAAGCUCCUGAAGGCAGGUGAGAGUCUUAGCGUGGGUGUGUGUGAGGAGAGUGGUUAUGGAGGACAGUGGCUGGCGCGCAUUCGCCAGGCGGUGGCUGAGGGCCUGGUGCCGGACGUAAGCGUGGUGCCAGUGGGAAUCUCCUAUGACUGUCAUCCUUCAUGCCAGUCCAUGCAGCCUCAGCCUGGCAUGCUGUCUGUACUGCGGUUUGUGCUUUCCCUUCUGAGUGCUGAUGAAAGAGGAGGUGUGAGGAUCCAUUUCGCUCAGGCUUUCUCUCUGAAGGAGAUGUGUGACAGUGGGAAAUGUCGUGUGGACGGACAACGCCCCCUACAGGACCUCCUGCUGCCAGCUGCCCUUCACAACAGGAUGGACAACAUAUUUGGACAAAAAGACAUUUCCUGGCUUCUUCCCUCCACAUUCCUGCCUGAACUGUCCCACACUGAGAGACAGCAGAGCACCGCCGUGACCCUUCAUCUAAUGUAUUCGGUGACCAGCAGCAUGGCUGUGAUGUCCACCAGUGUCGUGUCCUGUUUGCUCCUCAAUAAACACCGCAGGGGGGUGCGUGUGUCAGUAUUGUGUGCAGAUUUGUGUUGGCUGAUAGAGGAGCUGUUGUUCAGACGCUGUGAUGUAGGGUUCGGAGGCUCGUUGGUCAGUGUGGUGUUCCACGCUCUCUCUGUGCUGCGUCCCCACCUGCUGAUGGCUGCAGCGCCCCCUUCAGGAGAGCCGAUAGUGACGGCUCGGCUCGACCCACACACACUGCUCACUCUCAGUCGGCACAGCCAGCUGCUCACACACAUCUUCAUCACUGAGGCUGUGGGAGCCUGUGCUGUCUCUGCCUUGCUGUGUGAGGUGGCAGGAUGCGGAGGAGGAGAGAUGGAGUUUGAUGUUGCACUCGGUCAAGAGGAGCUGACUGAAAAAAGCCUCCAGCUUACACACCUACUGCCAGCUGGGUACAUACCACCGUGCCAAACAGCGUACAGUUUUGCUGUGGAUACAGUGGACAGUAUGGUGCGCUGUGGGAUUCUCAUUAUGGAGGAGGUACAUCGGGAUACGCCAGUGUGUGAUUUCUGGAAGAGGCAGGGUGUUUUCUCUUGGACUGCAUCAGAUGACCCUGAACUCAGCAGUGACUCGGACUGUGAGAAACAGGACACACGUUCAUACAAGUUGAGUCAGCCGUCUGAGUGUCCCGAGCUGCUCUUCUUUCUCUGUAGUUUGCUGAGUGCACAGCUGAGGGCGCUGUGCUGGGCUAUAGAAAGCCUGGACCUUCUGCCUUUUCCUCUCACAGAAGCAGCGUGUGUGACUCAACUCCACACUCACCUGAGAAACAAAGCUCAGCUGGACAAAGUGCACUACGAGAGCUCCUCGAUGAAGCUGGUGAGAACGUCUCUGCGAACCCUGACUGAUUUUGGAGUGCUGACGGCGGACCGGCAGAGCGAGGCAGUGUAUCUAGAGAUCAGUCCUCUUUUCCUCCAGGCCGAGAACAAACACAAAGUCUUCCAGUUCGUCUCGCAGUUCCUCAACAGCGGACAAAGAGAGAACGCACGCCUCUGCACCGCUUUAGGUUUAGUUACAAAAUAGCAGCGUUUCAGGUAAUCUGCAUGGAGCAAGACGAUGACUCGGACCAGAGACUGUUGUUUUUUUUUUCUUUUCUUGUUCUGCGUCGAUAUGUGACUGAUCCAGCUACCUAGAAAAACAUAUCUUUUUGUUUAAAAACUAAAACGUGCUUUUUAAAAUUUGAUUCUUUCAGUUUUCACCAGUUUUAAUAGCUCUACUGCAAAACAAGAUUUUUUUUAUGAGAAAUUGUACAAUUUUUAGGUACAUUUGUUAGGAUUUUGAGUUGAUUAGAGCUAUUAACCAAUGGAAAAGCAGGAAAUCGGUCAUUGUAUUGUUUUGAUGUUUGAUUGUUUCUUGUUUUGAAAGUUGUUUAUUCGUAACAAAUACAGGUUUUUGUUCUGCAA